Molecule: messenger RNA, 2029 nt
Organism: Closterium sp. Naga37s-1
Lineage: Eukaryota; Viridiplantae; Streptophyta; Zygnematophyceae; Desmidiales; Closteriaceae
Source: the annotation of a GenBank genome assembly
ACUCGUCCGCGGUGAGUUCAGUUCAGCCAUGGUGUGGAUCAUAGUGUCGGUGGUCGUGGGGGCUCUGCUGCUCACGUCGUUUGAGUCGACUCAACGCUCACUCACACCUCUCGCCUGUGCUCUGUGCCUCCCUGCACGUGUGUCCUCCCUCCUUCCCCUCCCCCCUUCCCUCCCUCCCUCAGACUCGUCCGCGGUGAGUUCUGCCAUGCAUGUGGUGACAGCAGCUAGCAUGUUCCACUCACUCCGACUCCCUACCUGCCCGCACGGAAGGCAAACCCUACCCUUCCCUUGCGUCAUCUCCACCCAACCCCUCCCCAUCUCCCGCCCGUCCCCUCCCCAUCCCCUACUCCGCCGCCCUCUCUCCCCUGGACCACCAGCCUGCAACGAGUGUGACGACACCAAGGCCUUCGCUGCAGGAUCCGCCUCCUCCUCCGCCCUGCAAUCCGCACGCACGUCCGGCCCUCUGCCCCCCCCGUCUGCCACCGCCCCCGCUGGUGGCGCUGCAGCGGGGGGAGCGACAGGAACCGCAGCAGGAGGAAGAGGAGGGGGGUUAGGAGGGGGGGAAGGGGAGGGGAAUGGAGGGAUGUCGCUGGUAGAGAGUGUGCGGCAGCAGCUGGUGCGGCCAAUGACCCUCGCAGAGCUGACGGAAGCCACGCAGGGGUUUGCGGAGGAGCGGGAGCUGGGGUCGGGGGCGUACGGCACGGUGUAUCGGGGGGAGGGUGCGGACGGGCAGCAAUGGGCGGUGAAGCGCAGCAGGCUCGUGUCGCGGGACACGAUGCAGGUGUUCCGGAAAGAGGUGAGUGUGAUAUCGCAGAUGAGUCACCGGCAUCUGGUGAAGCUGCUGGGGUACUGUGACACGGACAGGGAGCACAUACUCGUCUACGAGUUCGUCCCCAAUGGCACCCUCGCACAGCACCUCCGCCCCAAACCGGGCGAGCGGUGGGCUGCGCUGUCGUUUGAGCAGCGCGUGGACAUAGCACUGGGCACGGCGCAGGCGCUGCAGUACCUGCACUCGUUCGGCACGCCUGCUAUCAUCCACCGCGACGUCAAGAGCGACAACAUCCUGCUCACUGAUACCAUGCAGGCGAAGGUGUCGGACUUUGGGUUGCUCAAGGACAUGGACGAUGCAGAUGCGGCGACGAGCAAGGUGGCGGGCACACCGGGGUACCUGGACCCUGAGUAUUACCGCACCUUCAAAGUCACCACCAAGAGCGACGUCUUCAGCUUUGGAGUGGUGCUACUGGAGCUGGUCACGGGGCUGCCACCCACCUUCGCCAACCCCAACAAGGAGACCGAGGGCAUGAUCUCACUCGCGGAAUGGGCCUUGGCUCGCCUAGGCCCGGACCAUCUAGAGGCGCGGCUGGACAAAGUCGCAGACGUGCGCAUGGAAGGUCAAUACGUGCGGUCCGCGCUGCGGCAAAUGGUGGAGCUGGGCACGCAGUGCCUGCGCCUACUCGGCAAGAACCGCCCCGACAUGCACGAGGUCGUGUGGCGCCUGCAGGAGGUGCAGCAGGACAUGGCGCUCGCUAGAGGACAAACGGCGCCGCCCCGCAGCCGGAGCGACAUGGAUGCGGAAGAGGCGAUGGCGUAUGGGUCGUUCCCGACUUCGUGGAUUGGGGUGGGGUCGCGGUCACAUGUGGAGGCGGGCGGAGGAGGAGCGGCAGCAGGGAGUGGGGUUGCAAAGGGGGGGCCGGGGGAGCAGCGGGAGAGGGGGGAGUGGGGCAGCGGCAGGGUGUCGUCUAUGCGGAACCCGCAGCUGUUUGUGAAGCUCGGGGGUGGUGGGGGCGGUGGGGGUGGUGGGAAGGGUGUGGAGGGACAAGUAGCAGUGGACAAAAGGGGUGGGAGUAGGCAGGGGAGUGGGGUGACGGGGUCGGGAGGAGGGAGGGGAGUGAGCAGCAGCGGCAGUGGCAGUGGCAGUGGAGUGGUGAUAGAUAUGCGGUUUUCUUCCUCUGCAUCCAUGUACAUGCCUGUGCCUACGGAUGCAGCCAUGCCAGGCAGGAAGGGCCCCUCUAGGCCGUGGGGUGCCUAA